This is a messenger RNA of Sphaeramia orbicularis (orbiculate cardinalfish), 2604 nucleotides long. Its product is annotated as piwi-like protein 1. The record is from RefSeq and is a predicted model, not a curated record. Gene Ontology annotation, molecular function: protein binding; RNA binding. The coding region runs from base 5 to 2572 and encodes 855 amino acids. The transcript is spliced from 20 exons. Lineage: Eukaryota; Metazoa; Chordata; Actinopteri; Kurtiformes; Apogonidae.
GGAAAUGACCGGCCGGGCAAGAGCAAGGUCAAGAGGAAGGGCCCGUGGUCAAGAGACUGCGCCCCCUGGAGCAAGCCAGGCUAGAGAGCCUGCACCACCAGCUGCCUUGGCUUCCGAGGCUGAUCGGAGCGGUAGAGGGAGGCAGAAAGGUGCUCCGGGAGCAUAUGCCACAGAAGCUCUUUCGCAGAUCUCAGUUGGCUUUCAGCAGGUAAAGCUUGGAGAACGAGGUGGACGCCGCCGGGAUUUUCAUGAUGUUAACGUUAACACCAGGAUGGCGAUGGAACAUGUCAAAGAGUCAAAAUCUGGUACAUCUGGUUCUAUGAUUGUGUUGACAUCCAACUACUUUCGAAUCUUGUCCCGCCCCCAGUGGGUUCUGUAUCAGUACCAUGUGGACUUCCAACCACCAAUGGAGUCUCGCCGCCUGAGAACAGCACUCCUUUAUCAGCAUGACCAGUUACUAGGCAAAGCACAGAGCUUUGAUGGAGCGCUGCUUUUUCUACCCCACAGGCUGCACAGCAAGGAGACUGUGCUCCACAGUGAGACGAAGAAUGGAGAAAAGGUUCAGAUAACUGUCACCCUGACAAAUGAACUGCCACCCACAUCUCCAGUGUGCAUCCAGUUUUACAACAUCAUAUUUAGAAGGAUUUUGAGAAUCCUCAAUAUGCAGCAGAUUGGACGCAACUACUACAAUCCAAAUGAUCCACUAAACAUCCCACAGCACAGGUUGAUCAUCUGGCCUGGCUACGCCACAGCCAUCUUGCAAUACGAAUCAUCCAUCUUGCUGUCCAUUGAUGUGAGUCACAAGGUGCUGCGUAGUGAGACAGUCCUCGACUUCAUGUACAGCCUCAGACAGCAGUGUGGAAGUCAGCGUUUUUCUGAGAUCUGUGCCAAAGAGCUUAUUGGCCUCAUAGUCCUCACCAAGUACAACAACAAGACUUACAGGAUUGAUGACAUUGCAUGGGAUCAGACACCCACCAACACAUUUAAGAGAGGAGAUACAGAAAUUUCCUUCAAGAACUACUACAGAACUCAAUAUGGGCUUGACAUCACCGAUGGGAACCAGGUGCUACUGGUCAGCCAUAUUAAGAGAAUGGGUCCUGCGGGGGCUCCUCCUCCUGGCCCAGCCAUGCUUGUUCCUGAGCUGUGCUACCUUACAGGCCUGACGGAUAAAAUGAGAGGAGAUUACAGAAUCAUGAAGGACUUGGAUGAAUACACCAAACUGAACCCAGAGCAGAGGGAGGGACGCCUCAAAAGAUUUAUUUCGAACAUACAGAAGAACACUGAUGCACAGGCAGAGUUGGAUAAUUGGGGACUGGCUUUUGAUAAGCAGCUCCUGAGUCUGAAGGCCAGAGUCCUGCCAGCAGAGAAGAUUGUACAGGGAUCAAAUUCGUAUGAGUACAGUGCCUGGAAAGCUGAUUGGACCAAGGAGAUGCGGGGGUUGCCUCUGAUGCGUUCUCCUCCGCUGAACAACUGGAUGUUAUUUCACACCCGUCAUGCUGGCAACGCAGUGCAAUCGCUUUUGCAGUGCAUUGAGAGAGUCUCGGGCCCGUUUGGCGUCCGCUGUAGAAGGCCUGUGAUGAUUGAAUACAGUGAUCAAAUGGAGGCUCUCCUCAGAGCCCUGCAGCAAAAUGUGGGACCACAGACACAAAUGGUGGUAGUGGUCCUUCCCAACAAUAGGAAAGACAAGUACGACUGUGUAAAGAAGUACCUUUGUGUGGACUGCCCUGUUCCCAGCCAGUGCAUAGUGUUGCGCACCAUCAGUAACAACAAGACCAUCAUGACUGUGGCUACCAAGAUUGUGCUCCAGAUGGCUUGCAAGAUGGGAGGAGAACUGUGGAGUGUGGAAAUUCCUCUCAAACAGCUGAUGAUUGUUGGGAUAGACUGUUACCAUGACACUACAGCUGGAAGACGGUCCAUCGGCGCUUUAGUGGCCAGUCUUAAUCAGACCAUGAGCAGGUGGUACUCACAGUGUGUGCUGCAGCACAAAGGACAGGAAAUCAUGGAUGGACUGAAGGGGGCUCUGUCUGGGGCUCUGAAAACAUAUCUCAAGUUUAACAACUGCCUCCCUUCACGCAUUAUCGUGUACCGAGAUGGAGUCGGAGACGGCCAACUCCACAGUGUUGUGAACUAUGAGGUUUCUCAGAUCAUGGAGUCCAUUAAGUCUAUGGGACCGGACUACGUGCCAAAGCUGAGUGUGGUGGUUGUGAAGAAGCGCAUCAACACCAGAUUCUUCUAUCGCGGUAAUGGCAAGGUGUCCAACCCUCCCCCUGGAACAGUUGUGGACACCGAUGUCACACGUCCAGAGUGGUAUGACUUCUACAUUGUGAGCCAAGCGGUUCAAACUGGAAGUGUCAGUCCAACCCAUUACAAUGUGGUGUUUGACAUCAGUGGACUGAAGCCUGAUCACAUGCAGCGCCUCACCUACAAGAUGUGCCACCUGUACUACAACUGGCAGGGGAUCAUCAGAGUGCCUGCUCCAUGCCAGUACGCCCACAAACUGGCCUUCCUAGUGGGUCAGAGCAUCCACAGAGACCCCAGUGUGCAGCUGGGUGACUUGCUCUUCUACCUUUAAGUGACAGAUUACUGAAGGGAUUUAUACAGGUU